UUUUUGAAUGAUAUAAAACUAAACAGAUCCUUGUUUUGACGCCAUGGCGUCUGGUUCUAGCAGACAUAGACCUGCCUUAAUAAGGCAGCAAGCUCAAACAACUAUGCCACAACACAUGUUGAACUUGGAGAGUCGAAUCGCCGUCAACAUCGUCGAAGACCACGACGACGCCUUGCACAUUAUCUAUCGCGAAAUCGGCGCCAAAAGAAUACCGUUUGCCAACCUUGCUUUGAUACAUUUCGACGCACAUCCAGAUCUGAUGAUUCCCGAAACUCUCCAAGCAGAUGAUAUCAAAGAUAAGUCAGCCUUGUUCGCCAGUCUGGGAAUCGAAAACUGGAUCUUACCCGCAGUUUACGCUGGACAUUUUUCGACAAUUGUUUGGAUACACCCACCUUGGGCAAACCAGUUGCCGGACACGGAUCCCGACAAACCCCUGGAUUUAGUAAUUGGCAAAGAUCCAGUAUCUGGGUUGCUUAAAAUUUCAUGCGUCCACGACUAUUUUUUAUCGGCGCUUGUCUACGCGCCCCCUGAAAGGUUAAAAAACCAAGUGCCUUUUAAGCUAUAUGUUCUAAAUAGUUCUGACGAGCAAUGCAUAAGUACAGUAAGGACAAUAACGCUCAGUCAGAAAUAUAUUUUGGACAUUGAUUUGGACUAUUUCAGUUGUCUCAAUCCCUUCAAAGGUAUUUUCUCGCCUAGUGAUUUUGAAAUCAUCCGAAGUUAUUAUGACUUCGAGCCGCCAACAUCAAAAUCGGAGCGCCGAAGCAUCAAUAUGUGUCUGUCGAAACGUCGGCGACAGAUUGACGCUUUAGAGAACAUUGUUUUGAAAGGAAAAACGGGAACAGUGGAAUACAAUGCUCUAACAUCAGUUUUGAAAAAAGGUCAUGAUCCUGAAAUUGUUCACAAUUGUGGGAUGACCUUUGAUACGACCGAACUGCCUCAUCACAAGAGCUCGGAGCUCGAAAUCAAGUCUUCCAUGUACGAUUUCAGCCACCUAGUUGCCUCCGCGUUUUCAUCGUCAGAGUGUUGUCCUUCACUAGUGACAAUCGCGAGGAGUUCUUUGGACGAUUAUUGCCCUAAAGAUCAAGUGGAUCGUAUACAAUAUAAAGUAAUUGAGUGUCUGGAGGAGUUCUAUCAGAUGAUGGGAGUGUAUUAUCAUUUCGACUUUGUAGAGUACAAAGAUGAAAAUGGCAGCACAGACAGAGGGAGUACAGACGACGAAAUGAAUAGUGCACAGUUUGAGUUCUUAAAUUCAAUACAAACAGCUUGAACAUUUACUUUAUUAAACUUAUUCGGUUAAUUAAU
Messenger RNA from Symsagittifera roscoffensis, 1302 nucleotides. RefSeq names its product UPF0489 protein C5orf22 homolog. Bases 44 to 1267 code for a protein of 407 amino acids. The transcript has a single exon. The record is from RefSeq and is a predicted model, not a curated record. Lineage: Eukaryota; Metazoa; Xenacoelomorpha; Acoela; Convolutidae.